This is a messenger RNA of Mya arenaria, 4183 nucleotides long. RefSeq names its product hepatocyte growth factor receptor-like. Gene Ontology annotation, molecular function: transmembrane receptor protein tyrosine kinase activity; ATP binding. NCBI's taxonomy places the organism in Eukaryota, Metazoa, Mollusca, Bivalvia, Myida, Myidae. The transcript is spliced from 22 exons. Gene Ontology annotation, biological process: positive regulation of kinase activity; multicellular organism development; cell surface receptor protein tyrosine kinase signaling pathway. Bases 1 to 3519 code for a protein of 1172 amino acids. Gene Ontology annotation, cellular component: signaling receptor complex. The record is from RefSeq and is a predicted model, not a curated record.
AUGGAGUUUGUGUACACGAUACAAGUUCUCUACGUGGUCCUGAUAGCACUAGUGUUUUGGUCUGGGCUCGAGUCAAGUGCAGUUAGAGAUGUUGCGCGAGACUCACACAAAGUGUUAGCCUCAAGUGAGUGCAGCGGCGUUUGCAACAGGACAUGUCCCGGAAGGACUGCACUUCCUUCAGUCACCGAUCUGCUCGAUGAAAGUAAUUGCUCGUCUGAUCCAGAAAACUUGCCAGCUCUUGCUAAUGGUGGAAAUAAAGCAGUGAAAUUUGUUGAAGGAGAUUGUACUUAUGUUGAUACGCCUCAUGUCACAUGGAAUCAAGGAUAUUUUACCGUCUCUCUUUGGGUUAAAGCUAGUUGUUCCGAGCCAUGCCAAAUUUUGUCGUUCGGAAACAGUACUCUAUUGAGUUACAACGGCACCUCUUUGACUUUAUCCGGCACCUCCAUUACUGCAAAUCUAACCACAUGGAAGUGGAUUUCUAUAAGGUUCAAUGGCGAGAUAAAUAUAUUUGUUUCAAACAUACGUUCUGGAUCACGCGUCAGCGGGAAAUUCUCUACAGCCGAAUCAGUUAACCUAAGAAUUGGUCCAAUGAGAAAUCUAUCGGACGAUACAAUGGAGGUGGCAGACGCCCAAUGGUUUGCUGAUUCCCUAACAAACAGAGAACUUCAGCAAUUGAGCAGCGGCGCCUCAACUCUGGAAGUUUUGGAGUUCGAAUCAAACUGCAGAUGCCCUGGAGAUUUCCCAGUUCUUGAUUCCUCUACAAAGCCAUAUAAAGGCCUGAAAUGUCUAAGCAACAAUGGAAGCGCCUCACUGUCAAGGCUGAACAAGAACGGUGGUUACGCUGUUUUCCUGGUUGAUGGUGACAUGGAUACUAGCUGGGUAUCGGGGAAUGUGACAAAGGCCAUGUUAAAGCUAGAGCUGAAGACACUGUAUACGUAUCAGAUCGAAAAUGUUACUUUCCUUGGAAUGACACAAAAUAUAAAGACAAUUCAGGUGGAUCUCUACCGAGAAGGUUCAAAACGGUUUAGCAAGUCUUGCUCACCAGAAAUGAGUUCAAACUGCAGUUAUGAGGGCUCGUAUGGGUUAUCGUUCAAAUUAGAAGAUGAUGCUGCAGGUAUAACCCGGACAAAGAACGAGAAUUUGCGUGCAGAUAAACUAGUGAUAACUUUGAGCGUAGAUAGUCCCGUCGUUUUCCGCAUUGCUGAACUAGACUUCUCCUGUCAAUGCAAGCAGAACGUUCAGGGUCGACACUGCGGUGAAUGCAAGGACACAUUUUAUAAUCUCACAUCUGGUUGUGAAAUCAGUUGUAAUUGUGAUCCAUUUGGAUCCGCAAAUAAAAGUAAAGUGUGUGAAAUGACUUCCGGUCAAUGCCCGUAUGCUGGGAAAUAUAAAAGUGGAAACAGAAAAUGCGAGCCCCAGGUGACAAGCGCGGAACCAAUGUAUGGACCAGAGGCUGGAGGUACCCUUGUGACGGUGCGUGGAGAACUAUUGACUGCAGAACAUGUAAAGACGAGAGUCGAGAUAGGGUCGGUGGUACAGACGUUGGUGUCGAGUAAUGUGAGCACGCUGAUAUUCCGAACGAUUCCGAGCAUUAUAAAGGCUAAACCCGAGAACAUGUUAGUGAUCUGGACGUUAAGUGACGAUUCUAAGACUGGUCAUUGUAAAAUCGCAUUGAAGUUUGAAUUCAAGGCAAAUCCUAUCUUAAACGCAACAAAGUCUUUUACUUAUGCAAGUGGUGGCUGUAAGUUACGUAUACCUGGUACAAAUAUAGACAGUGUCGCCCAUCCACGUUUUUUCGUGAAGACUGCAUCUGGGGAGACCACUGAAGGGAAAUGUUGCUCGGAUGCAAUGCUUACCGAUUGUUCGGCUGAUAGUUUGAGCUGCAAGACCCCCGAUUUGAACGCCUAUUUGACAGCAAAAGAGAAAAGUGAGGGCGUAUUUCUAGAAUAUGGCGUUGCAAUGGAUGUUCCACAGGGUUUUGUUGCCGAUUUGAAGGUCGUAGAUGAUCCGUCCCUUCAUAUUUUAAGCGAAAAGGACAUUUACAAAAGUGUGUUUAGUGGCGGCAAAUACAAAAUUGUUGGCUCCAAUCUGAAUACUGCUUGUCGUGAUGAGGGUGACGUCGAGGUGUUACUUGGAAAUAAAUCUUGCACGUUAGUGGAACGGACGGAUAACUACCUAGCUUGUAGUUUGGAGAUGUUCCAUUGGAUUUAUAGAGAAGUCAAUGUAACGGUGCGUAUUGGAAACAAGGUCUACCAUUAUGGCAGGCUUGAAUUCUUACCCUUCUGGCAAACCACUGAAUUUUAUGGCAUUGCUGCGGGUGCUGGUGUUUUUGUUAUCAUUGUAAUCGUUAUUGUGAUAGUUUACUGCUGCCGACGACGAGGACCACGACGGGGCUUUAACAAACAAGCUUAUAUUCCAGAAUCAUUGAACGUCAAUGCAGAACAGUUUGGUGGAAAUAUCUACACUCCAGGCCAAAAACUGCCUAUGCAAGAGAUAUCCAAUCCUACGCCUGGACAAUCCUCUCCGAGCACCACUGUUUCAGCGAGUGAUGAGUUUUUCAGCCGCAUGAGUGAAGAUGAUCGAACGGAUAUCGAAGCCUCACUAGUCCUUAGCGAAAACGUAGAGAUCGGGAAGACGUGUACUCGUAAAGGUAAACGGUACUGCCGGGUGGUCCUUGGUCAGUUUUCAUCUUCAGUGUCCAUAAGCAACUCCGGGUCCAACCUCACAAUGAAGAUGCUGAGAGACAGAAUUCCAGAAGGACAGAAUAUUCCGGAUUGGCUGAUACGAGAACUGAAGGAAUGCAUACGAUUCCGAGACAGUAUCAACGAGAAUAUUCUGAAGAUGAUUGGCAUUGCAGUUGAUGCCAAGUCAGUGUACAUCCUAUACCAUGAGAUGGAAAAUAGAACUAUGAAAGAGUAUUACAUCAAAGAAUCAUUGGCGAACAGAGAUGUGCCAGCGGAUAUUUCGAUGAACUUUUGCGUCCAAAUCGCCGAAGGAAUGAAUUUCCUCAGUACGAAAGACCUGACACACAAGGAUCUUGCAUGCAGGAAUUGCUGGGUGACUGGUGACAUGGUCGUCAAGAUCGCUGACAGCUCCUUCAGCGCGGACUUGUUCCCUGAGGAGUAUAUGGCACAGGGAGACACGUAUAUUCCCGUUCGAUGGAUGGCGCCGCACUCGCUGUUACAGGCAUUCUUCUCUUCCCAGACUGACGUGUGGUCAUACGGAGUGCUGGUGUGGGAGAUUUUCACUGACUGUGGUUACCUCCCCUUCUACGAUAUAAAAGAUAAUGCAGAAGUAUUGGAAUGCGUGUGUCAUCACAACUUAAAACUCGUGCGUCCACCGAAAUGCCCGGAUUUCAUAUCGGAUGUGAUGGAAAGGUGCUUUGAGACAAACGAAGACGACAGACCAUCAUUUAGCACAAUAAUUAACGCUCUAACGCCCGGCGGAGGUAACAUACCAGAUCUUGAAGGCUACGCAAAUCAGAGCAAAUGGAUGACUGAGCGGCAACCGAACAUUUAGCGCAAUCGUCAACGUUUUAAAGCUGCACUCUCACAGAUUAACCAUUUGAACAACUUUUGUUUUGUCUUGGAAAAGCAUUUUUUUGCGUAACGUUCGAAAAUUAAAAUCUGUGAGAGUGCAGCUUUAAGGCCGGUGGAUUUAACGUGCCAGAAAUAUAACAACGCACAAAGGGGCUAUGUGGACAAAGAGGCUUUGGAUAAAGAAGACGGGUUUGAAGACAAUCGUAAUCAGAGCCAGUGGGUGACUUAGCAUCAGACAUACACGUAAAUAGACGAUAUGGACGAGUUUUUUUAUGGAGUUUUUAAAUAUUGUGAGUGUAUAUAUAUAUACUUAAAUAUUACUUUCUUUUACUAACAAAGAAGUAUCUGCCAUUUCUGUUGAAGGGGUGGCAAAAACAUUCGUGUCUGGAUGAAGUGAGGUUAAUAAAGAUAAUCAUUUUCAUACUUCUCGAUACUUGAAUUAUAUAUAUAUGCAAAUGCUUCUCGUGAAGUAACUCUACCUGAAACAAAAUAAGUACGCUUUUAAAAGUACGCAAAGCCAUGAUUGCUUAAAUCUAUAAGUAUUUAUUAAAUAUAACUUUUCACUUCGACACAUGCUUUCAGUCUGUUUUGUUACUAGACUGAAUAUUUACACAAAGUUUUCAUGCAAAAUGAUUCUCUAAAGU